CGUCAUCUUCUGUUCCCCUCUCGGAGAGAGAGUGGUUGGUAGUGAUGAGGGCGCUGGCGACGAAGAGCUGGGAGGAGUCGAAGCUGCUAUGGCGUCUGGCCUUCCCGGCGGUCCUCACCGAGGUGUUCCAGUUCUCCAUCGGCUUCGUCACGGCCAGCUUCGUGGGGCACAUCGGCGUCGUGGAGCUCGCCGCGGUCACCGUCGUGGAGAGCAUCCUGGAGGGCUUCGCCUACGGAGUCCUGCGCAGUUCGGCAUGGGCUGCGCGCUGGACACGCUGUGCGGGCAGGCGGUGGGCGCCGGGCAGCUGGACCUUCUGGGCGUGUACGUGCAGCAGUCGUGGAUCGUCUGCGGCGCCGCCGCGGUGGCGCUCACGCCGGCGUACGCCUUCGCCACGCCGAUUCUGGGCUCCCUCCUCCGCCAGCCGGCCGCCGUGGCGGAGGCCGCCGGGCCGUACGCGCGGUGGGCGAUCCCGCGGCUGCUCGCGCACGCCGCCAACUUCCCGCUGCAGAAGUUCUUCCAGACCCAGAGCAGGGUGUGGGCCCUGACGGCCAUCACCGGCGCCGCGCUCGCCGUCCACGUCGCGCUCACCUACGUCGCCGUCAACCGGCUCGGGUACGGCCUCCGCGGCGCGGCCGUCGCCGGGAACGUCUCCUACUGGCUCAUCGACGCCGCGCAGUUCGCCUACCUGGUCAGCGGCCGGUUCCCCGACGCGUGGAAGGGGUUCUCCGUUCUCGCGUUCAGGAACCUCGCCGCCUUCGUCAAGAUCUCCCUCGUGUCUGCCGCCAUGAUCUGCUUGGAGUUUUGGUACUACGCCGCAUUGCUCAUUCUUGUGGGUCUGCUCAAGAAUGGCCAGCUCCAGCUUGAUAUCAUGUCAGUCUGCAUCAACUACGAGUUCUGGACCAUGAUGGUGGCGCUGGGCUUCAGCGAAGCAGUCAGCGUCAGGGUGUCCAACGAGCUCGGAGCGAGCAGACCCAAGGAGGCCAAGUUCUCCGUGGCCAUGGCGGCCAUGACAUCCGCGCUCAUUGGGGCCGCCUUCAUGGCCGUCUUCUUCAUCUGGAGAAGAGGUUUGCCGAGGCUCUUCAGCGACGACGAGGAGUUGGUCGACGGAGCGGCGAGGUUGGGGUACCUGCUCGCCGUCACCGUCUUCUUCAGCAGCAUUGGGCCAGUGCUCUCAGGUGUGGCUGUAGGGGCAGGGUGGCAGUUGCAGGUGGCAUUCGUGAACAUCGGUUGCUACUACUUGGUAGGCAUUCCGGUUGGUGUCCUUCUUGGAUUCAAGCUCAAACUUGGCGCACUGGGGGUAUGGACGGGCAUGCUAACAGGCACCUUGCUACAGAUGGCUAUAGUUCUUGUCAUUGUUACGAGAACAGAGUGGGAGAAACAGGCCCUGUUGGCAGCGGCGAGGAUCAAGGAGGUCGGAGGGAAGAAUGAGGACCAGCCGUUGGCCACAGCGGCAUGUAGAGAAGAUGAGCAAAUGGACACUGUAAAUGAUGAAGUUUGUAUGCAGACACGCGAGAGAAAUAUAGAGUUAGAGUGUAAUGAACAGGUAGUAGUAUAGAAGUUCAUCUGUUUUCCCGUGUUUGCACUGAUCACUGAUCAAAGUUGUCAAAUACUCCUACUCCAGUAGCAAGGAAAGAGUAGGUGGCUCGUUUCAUCACUGUCA
Messenger RNA from Triticum dicoccoides, 1660 nucleotides. Its product is annotated as protein DETOXIFICATION 32-like. Gene Ontology annotation, cellular component: membrane. The transcript is spliced from 7 exons. The coding region runs from base 89 to 1555 and encodes 488 amino acids. NCBI's taxonomy places the organism in Eukaryota, Viridiplantae, Streptophyta, Magnoliopsida, Poales, Poaceae. Gene Ontology annotation, molecular function: antiporter activity; xenobiotic transmembrane transporter activity. Gene Ontology annotation, biological process: xenobiotic detoxification by transmembrane export across the plasma membrane. The record is from RefSeq and is a predicted model, not a curated record.